Tarenaya hassleriana is the source of this 756-nucleotide messenger RNA. RefSeq names its product proline-rich protein 3. The transcript has 2 exons. The coding region runs from base 92 to 589 and encodes 165 amino acids. NCBI's taxonomy places the organism in Eukaryota, Viridiplantae, Streptophyta, Magnoliopsida, Brassicales, Cleomaceae. The record is from RefSeq and is a predicted model, not a curated record.
UCAACACAUUUCGCCUAUAUAAAUGAAGUGGUUAGGGUUCUUGUGGUAAUCAAACAAAUAUAAUAAUUAUUCACUUGGCUUCUGUACCACAAUGGCUGUCCGAAGCUUCUCAUUUGCUGCCUCUUUGAUCGUUUUCUCGUCGAUGAUCAUAGCCUCUGUGGCUGAUUACGGCAACGAUGCAAACCCAGAAACCGGAACGUUGAUUCCCAUCGCCGUCGAAGGGAUGAUCAUGUGCAAGUCCGGCGACAAAACUUACCCGAUUCAAGGAGCAAAGGCGAGGAUAACGUGCGUGAAGACGGACGAUAAGGGAAAGGAGAUAGCUCCGAUCUCGAUAUUGAGCAAUCCCUCGGACGCAAAGGGUUACUUCUACGCAUCGUUGCAUCCGUCGCAGCUUCCCAUGGGAAGGUACGUGACGAAGUGCAAAGGGUUCCUACACAGUUCGCCCGUACAUGCAUGCGAUUUCCCUACGGACGAGAACAAAGGAAUUCGCGGACAGUCUCUCCACUCCUUCCGCUUCGUCGCCGACAAAGGUCUCAAGCUCUAUUGGCUCAAACCCUUCUUCUUCACCUCCGAACCCACCUUCUAUUGAUGUGUUCUGCUCUGUUUAAACGUUUGUCCUAACGAAAGAGGGAUUUUCCUUUUCCUUUUCCCAUUUGUUGUGAUGUGUUUUGUUCUGCGUGCGUUCUCUUCCAUCGGGUUUUGUAUGGAAUUCCUUGUAAUUGGCACGUGACAAAAAGGAAUCUGACGUUCAUUUUA